AUGAUUGCUGGCUUAUGUCGCCUCCUGAAAGGGAGAAUUUUCCUUCCCGCUGACCCAAAAACAUCUCUCGAAAAUAAGACUGUUCUCAUUACUGGCGGCAACACCGGCCUGGGCCUUGAAGCCGCUGUUAAAUAUGUCAAUCUGGGUGCGGCGACAGUGAUAAUUGGGUGUCGCGAUAUUGACCGUGGAAUACAAGCUAAAUCAACUAUCGAGGCGCACACACAUCGACUGGCUGUAGUCCAGGUAUGGCCGUUGGACUUGAACAGAUAUGAGAGCGUGGUAGCCUUUUCAGAUCGCAUCAAUCGUGAAUUUUCGCGGUUAGACGUCGUGCUGCUAAACGCAGGAGCACUACAUCGCCAAUACAAUUUAUCUCCGGAAGGAUGGGAAAAUACUAUCCAGACCAAUACACUAUCAACGGUGCUUCUUGCGUUACUACUUCUCCCAAAACUACGACAAAGUCACAGUGAUUCGGGGCCAGCUCACCUCACAUUUACAUCAAGCAGCACCCAUAAAUUUGUGCAAGAAGGGCAACUUGUCGGCUCGGAAUGUGAAAAGAUCCUUGAGCAUAUAAACCAAGAAUCAACUUUCGCUGGUAGGCGGCAAUACAACGUCUCCAAGAUUCUCCUCGAAUUUGCGGUCAAAAGCAUCGCACAAACUACAAGACGAGAAAAUGGAACUUUAGAUGUUAUUGUGAACUCAGCUAGCCCUGGGUUUUGCUCCACCAGUCUCAACAGAGAGUAUGAUAGCUUUAUAGAGCGUUUUUUCAACAGAAUCUUUUACACGAUCUUUGGCAGGUCUGCGGAACAAGGUAGUCGAACACUUGUGAGCGCGACCCUGCUUGGAGAGGAAUCUCACGGGAGAUGCUGGAUGCACGAUACAUAUCCUGAUAUGUCGCAGUAUCUAGUUUCUACAGUGCAAGGAAAGGAGCUACAACGAAAAGCCUGGAAAGAAAUUAUCAACGAACUAAUGCAUCAGCUUCCCUCUAGGGAAACAAUGAUUUGUAUUAAGGAGCCGAGGUAA
Ophidiomyces ophidiicola is the source of this 1020-nucleotide messenger RNA. RefSeq lists its product as uncharacterized. Lineage: Eukaryota; Fungi; Ascomycota; Eurotiomycetes; Onygenales; Onygenaceae. The record is from RefSeq and is a predicted model, not a curated record. Bases 1 to 1020 code for a protein of 339 amino acids. The transcript is spliced from 2 exons.